This is a messenger RNA of Neoarius graeffei (lesser salmon catfish), 4645 nucleotides long. RefSeq names its product hippocalcin-like protein 1. Gene Ontology annotation, molecular function: calcium ion binding. NCBI's taxonomy places the organism in Eukaryota, Metazoa, Chordata, Actinopteri, Siluriformes, Ariidae. The record is from RefSeq and is a predicted model, not a curated record. The transcript has 4 exons. The coding region runs from base 430 to 1011 and encodes 193 amino acids.
UUCGAGGCAGUGCCGUGAAACCAGCAGCAGUGAGGCGCAGUCAGAUCUUUUAUCACAGCCCCUGUCCGUUUGUAAGUAGUUCAGACCGCCGCGAUUAUUAUUAUUCUUAUUAUUAUUUUCCACGCUUCUAUGGCUUUGCACUUUGUUGGACUUUUCGUAUACCACUUACACAUGUGCCCACGCCUGGUGUAGUAAAAGAGAGGCGGCCCGUUUUGUGUGUUUGCAAAAGGUUUUCACUGUUUUCAUCGAUUUGCAUCUGUUAAACAAAAAGGAUCAUCCAGAGGGGAGCUGGUGAUGUGAGGUGUGAGGAGAUAAGAGGAAGAAGACGGAGAAGAGAAGCCUGAACACAGUAGAGCACUGUGGAGAGAGAGGGAGAGAGAAAAAGGAGAGAAGAGAAAGGCCUGAGAGGCAUUCAUUUAUUUGGGCGUCAUGGGGAAACAGAACAGCAAGCUGCGGCCGGAGGUGCUCAACGAUCUGCGUGAGAACACUGAGUUCAGUGAGCAUGAGCUGCAGGAGUGGUAUAAGGGCUUCCUAAAGGACUGCCCUACAGGUCACCUCACUGUGGACGAGUUCAAAAAAAUCUAUGCCAAUUUUUUUCCAUACGGAGACGCCUCCAAAUUUGCCGAGCAUGUCUUCCGAACAUUCGACAUUAAUGGUGAUGGGACUAUCGACUUCAGAGAGUUCAUCAUCGCACUGAGUGUCACGUCACGUGGGAAACUGGAGCAGAAGCUGAAGUGGGCCUUUAGUAUGUACGACCUGGAUGGCAAUGGCUACAUCAGCCGAGCGGAGAUGCUGGAAAUCGUACAGGCAAUCUAUAAAAUGGUUUCAUCUGUAAUGAAGAUGCCAGAGGACGAGUCCACACCAGAGAAGAGAACUGAUAAGAUUUUCAGACAGAUGGACACCAAUAAAGACGGAAAGAUUUCUCUGGAGGAGUUUAUUAAAGGUGCCAGGAGCGACCCCUCAAUUGUCCGCCUCCUUCAGUGUGACCCGAGCAGCGCCAGUCAGUUCUGAGCGGAGCAACCACAGUGCACUCUAAUAGUGUUCACUCGAAUCCAGAGUGAACAUGGUGAGUGUUUGUGUAAGCGUAAGAAUGUGAUUGUUGUAGUUAUCAUCACAUUUACUUAUUUGUCUGUGGCAUUAGGGACCAAUUUUGAAAUGUGAAUGCUAAGUGGAAGCCAGUGAGCACUUAUAUCAGUCCUACUACCAGUCACUUUGACUAAAAACUACCACUGGUUAUGGACUGGGAAUAUAGUGUUGUUUAUAUAUUGUGUAUGUGUGUAUUAUAACAGAAGGUCAUAAUGGGAAAUGGUUAGCGAAAAGUAGUACUGUUUAGGAUUAUGUUCAUUUUGAUGAGCAGUGAAUAAUCAGCCCUGAAAGUAAAGGCCUGGUUUGCUAACAUUUUUAAUAAAGAAGCUAAUUUGUGUGUGUAAUCUACUAAACUGCACACUGAGCUGAUGGGUAUUUUAUGGGUGAUUUACAAAGAGUUAUUGCAUAAAAUGAUUUUCUGUUGAUGGCUGAGGUGAGUUCGGAUCUCAGACAGACUCCCAGGAACAUAAGUAUGAAAACUAGAUGUCGUAUUAGCCGCUGUUGCAAACUACUUUCAUACGUCAAUGUCCCCAUUAAAUCAUCACGGGUCAGAAUCAGUCACAAACCAAUGCAAGACUAUAAAGAGGUGCAAAUCUACCCUGGCAAAUAUCAAACAAAAAUUUGCUUUGCUACAGACAGGUAAUAUAAAUGCAAAUAUCCAUGCAUGCUGAUUUACCAUAGCUACUAGAAACUCGGGCAAAACAUUGGGAUGUAGAUGAAACAUAAAUGUACAAUGAGACAGAAGUGAUCAUAAACCAACACCUGUCUGUCUUCAGCAAGCAUUUUACUGCUACUGAUACUUUUAAAUCUCCUAACACCGAUUAAAAACUAUUAUAAUAGGCUUAUAAUAAAUCAGAUUAGAGAUUCCAGGAGUUACUUUUUAAAUCCACAUGACCCACCAGGAACCAGGACGUACAAGAUAAUAUAAAAAUCACAAAGUAUAAGCUUCAUGUAACAAUAACAGUUUAAAAAUGUUGCUUAUAAAUUCAUAACAUAAUGUAAGCUAAAACAAAAGCAAUCUCAAGCUAGCUUAGUUAUAUCAUGAUGAACCCAGCACUCAAACACAAAUCCAACUGCAAAACUAAUCUUAUUAAACUUGACAUGACCUAGCAAAUAUUAAGUCCAUUAACUCUACUGUAUUCUGUUCUGUUUUCACUUGGUCUCAAUUACAUACUUAGCCAAAGAGAAGCUAAGUAAGGAAUAAUGUACAGCGAGCCGGUCAUUAUAACGAAAUAAGCUAUAAUGACCAGCUCACUGUACAUUAUACCACUUAUUACUAGGCUACUUACUAAAUAAAUCAAUUAUUUGACAUGAAAUAUUGAUUUUAAAUUAUUUUAUUGAUUUAAAAAUUAUUAUUUUUAUGCUUCUGCUAAAAAGUAGUCCGUUAGAUUCUACAGUUGGAUCUGUGCCCAUAGCAACAUAAAAUCUGUAGCCUUCUUAAGAUUACUUAGUAUUAUAAUUCAUGUUAAACUGAACAUUUCUGUUGAUGGUGUUUUCUGAUGGAGUAACCUUUUUUGCCACAGGGUGUCGCAAAUGAGCAGGCAUUGUUAACUUUAUUAUUAAAGCAGCAAAAUUGACUGGACUUCUUUCUGCAGAUUGAUGUGAUUAGACUUAGUCCUCUAGAGUCUAUGAUCCGAACUAUGUCUAUAGAGGACUUUUACAUGACGUUAUCGCAGCUGCGGAUUUGUUUACGCAGCCAUAUUGCCAGGCAAGCUUUGUGUUUGCCAGUGACCGGCACAAGUGUAUGUGAGUAAUUAUAAGCCAAAUUCAGUACAUCUGCAGAUAAACUUGUAAAAGAACAAUGCCAGAGACCUGUAGUGCUUUUGGAUGUAAUAACAGAUGUGGACAUAGGCCUGGUUUAACUUUUUUACCGCUUCCUGGCGAACCCAGUAAGAUGAGGAAAAAUAGCGAGCUGCAGUUAAACAGGAAGACUGGAUGAUAAAACAUCCCUGUGUGUGUGUGUGUGUGUGUGUGUGUGUGUGUGUGUGUGUGUGUAGAACAUUUUAUAUCAGGUUAUUGUGAGAGCUCUGUGCAACGUUAAAAUGUAGAUCUGGAUGUAGGCUUUGAACUCGAUAUAUUUUAUUAGACCUAAUACUUGACUAGACUAGCAGCAUGUUUGUUAUGUACUGAUAAUGUAGACGAGGCUAAACACCAUCAAAUAUGCUAGAUCUAGGCCCUGGCUUGUUUAUUACUAUUAGAAAUCCAUGUUUGAGCUUACCUUUGUCUUUCUUUGUCUUCAGGAAUUUCCCAUAACAUUCCGGUAUGCACGAAACCUGCCUUGAAAUAUUGGUAGGCAUCUGUACUUUUGUUUGCCUUUAGCAUCUCUCCAAUGUAUUUAGAAGUCCCAAAUACUAAAUAGUUCAGGGUGUCAUAGUGCCCCAAAUUCGGUAGCUGGUUUGCUGUACACUUUUCAAGUGGAAUAAAUACAUUUGUGGGUAAAUUAAGAAGAAGUCGUCUUUACUUUUGUGCACGCACACAGAGAGAGCGAGAGAGAGAGAGCAGUGUGUGGAAUAAAUAAUAAAUAAAUACAUUUGUGGGUAAAUUAUAUGGAUCAGUGAUGCCUGCAUGUUUCAGCUUUUGGAUGUAACAUGAUCUGCUGAUAUAUAUAAUUUCAGAGAGAUUGUACUGACUGCAGUCAUCUCAAUUUUCUUCAUUACCUGUCAUGGCUAUGGUUCUUUGUUUGCCUGGCAAUAUGGCGGAUGCUACAUGAUAAACAAAAAUCUGUGAUGUCAGUGAAAGUCCUCUGUAGCAACCGUCUGUUACUCAUAGCAGCGUGCUGCUAUUCAGAAAUAAAAGACAUAAUCACAGAAUGCCGUCACUGACCAAUCAGAAUCGAGUAUUCAAUCAAGUCAUGGAAUAAACAGUAAUAAAAUAUGUUUCUCCUGUUAAAAAAAUUUUUUGUUCUCUUAAUUUGAGGUGUCAGUGAUUCUUAUAUCUAAAUGUUGCAUAGUGUGCUGGGUUACCAAAACUUUUCAUAGCUGCUCUAAUCUCACUUCCAUGACAAAAACCUGGAAAUCUGGCCUCCGGAAAGUUGUCUCUGCCAAGAGGGGUGAAAUGUAACCCAAAAUGACAUCUGGAUUUCUUGUAUCAUAGCUCAGAACAGUAAACACACAUGUAUCAUUGCCAUGGAUAUGUACAGUAUAAUUGUACAAGCAGGUAUAGAGCUGGUUAAAGGCAGUGAUGUAGUUGAUACUGGAGGUACAAAUGUGACUUUGGCAGUAUUUUCAGUCAGUGAGACAUAUGCUGUGUGUGAAAUCUCAGAUUGAUUCCUUUCAUACAAUGCCUUGCAGAAGUAUCUACCCCCUUUGAAUGAGGGGAGAGUUUAAGAAUAAAUCCAAUAGAAUGAUUAAGUUCUAAAUGCUGAAUGAUAUCAAGACAUCUUGUUUUAAUUUUCAGGUAUAACUUUUUUUUUAAUUCAUUAUUUUACAUGUUAAGUUGGAGAGUGCUUUGUGCAUGUUCAUAAAAUUUUGGCUGAAAAUGCAAAUGUUUUUAUAGAAUCAGAUUUUUUUCACAUUAUUCAGCUUGCAAUGUGGAAUGGUCUUAUUUAAACUGGUUUUUA